AUGUCUAAAACAAUCGGGCCUGAGGUUACACGAAUUUUGUUUGUGAAAAACUUAUCGUUUAAGGUCACUCGAGACGAUAUGUACGAGUUGUUUGGUCGCUUUGGACAAAUUCGUCAAAUUCGUCUGGGCAAUGCAGUCAACACCAAAGGUACAGCUUUGGUCGUCUACGAUACGGUGGCCGACGCCAAACUGGCCUGUGAUAAACUCUCUGGUUACAACUUUAUGGACCGCUAUUUGGUUGUUCACUACUGGAGUCCAGAGAAACAAAAAGCCGACGGUCAGGAUUUGGCAGCACGAUAUGCAGCUUUAGAAGAGGCAAAACGAAAAUACGGCAUCCAUUAA
Messenger RNA from Schizosaccharomyces japonicus yFS275, 342 nucleotides. RefSeq names its product U2 snRNP-associated protein Sf3b14. The transcript is spliced from 2 exons. NCBI's taxonomy places the organism in Eukaryota, Fungi, Ascomycota, Schizosaccharomycetes, Schizosaccharomycetales, Schizosaccharomycetaceae. Gene Ontology annotation, molecular function: nucleic acid binding; RNA binding. The coding region runs from base 1 to 342 and encodes 113 amino acids. The record is from RefSeq and is a predicted model, not a curated record. Gene Ontology annotation, cellular component: U2 snRNP; nucleus.